Anoplophora glabripennis (Asian longhorned beetle) is the source of this 1726-nucleotide messenger RNA. Its product is annotated as alpha-methylacyl-CoA racemase. Lineage: Eukaryota; Metazoa; Arthropoda; Insecta; Coleoptera; Cerambycidae. The transcript is spliced from 2 exons. Gene Ontology annotation, biological process: bile acid metabolic process. The record is from RefSeq and is a predicted model, not a curated record. The coding region runs from base 487 to 1629 and encodes 380 amino acids. Gene Ontology annotation, cellular component: mitochondrion. Gene Ontology annotation, molecular function: alpha-methylacyl-CoA racemase activity.
AGUGGGUCAGAGGUGAGACAGUGGCAGUGCAUAUGUAAAUACCCAUUUUCUCUAAAUAUUAAAAUACCUAUAAAACAUUAAUUCAUAAAUAAAAUGCCAGUGUUCGUCGAUCAUAAAAGAAAUUCAGAAAGUUUAAUUAAUUGCAAUUUAUUUGAAUGUUACAUAUUUUAAUAUUUCGAGGAAAUAUUUCUACACCUAUGUAGGUAAUCUAGAACAAAGUUCAUAAUACGCAUCUUUUUUUCAUUUAGUUCAAGUUCAAAUACUUCAAUAGUGAACAAUCUUGACCACUUCGUUUUAUACUUAAGGAUUUAUUUACAUAUUUAAUGAAUUAAUUAUUUUGUUCUGAUAACGAUAAGCAGCUGGUUCGCAUAAUGAGGAUAAAUAGUGCUAAAAAACAUACAGUACUGUGAAUUUGGUAUUGUAUUUAUACAAUUUGGAAAUGCAAAAGAUGGCAUCAUAUACAUUAAAUUUCAUCAUUUACUAGACAUGGCAUUAAAAAGAUUAAAAGUAAUAGAAUUGGCUGGAUUAGCUCCUGCACCUUUUUGUGGAAUGGUACUGGCAGAUUUUGGUGCAAAUGUAAUUCGGGUUGAUAAGAUUGAUAACAAUACUGACUUGGACUGCUUGGGCAAUGGAAAAAAGUCCAUAUCUCUGAAUCUGAAACAUCCAAAAGGAGUCGAUAUAUUAAAAAAAUUAUGCAAAACUUCAGAUGUACUGAUAGAGCCGUUUAGGGCAGGAGUAAUGGAAAAAUUGGGCCUAGGUCCGAAGAUAUUGUUAGAAGACAACCCUAGACUAAUUUAUGCACGGCUAACGGGAUAUGGACAAAGCGGCUCUUUCAGCAAGAGAGCUGGACAUGAUAUUAACUACAUAGCACUUUCAGGGUUAUUGUCAUUGAUUGGAAGACGAGAUGAAAAUCCAAUUGCUCCUGUAAAUUUAGUAGCUGAUUUUGGUGGUGGUGGACUGAUGUGUGCAUUAGGGAUCUUAAUAGCACUUUUUGAAAGGAGCACUUCUGGUUUGGGACAAGUUGUGGAUAAUAGUAUGACACAUGGUUCUGCUUACUUGGGUAAUUGGUUGAUUCGAUCCCAGAAAUUGCCAAUCUGGGGACAAGAACGAGGAAAGAACGUUUUAGAUACUGGAGCUCAUUUUUAUGAAGUCUACAAAACGAAAGAUGGAAAGUUUAUGUCAGUCGGAGCUUUGGAGCCCCAAUUCUAUAGUCAACUGCUUAAAGGCCUAGGACUGAGUGAAGAUCUCCCGCAGUUUUGUGACAGUAAGGCGUCUGAUAAGUUAAAACUCCUUUUUGCUGCAAAAUUCUCUGAAAAGACACAGGAAGAGUGGUGUAACAUAUUUAAUUCCAUUGAUGCUUGCGUCGCUCCGGUAUUAAGCUUAGAAGAAGCAGCCAGGCAUAAACAUAAUGUAGAACAAGAAACAUUUGUGAAAACUAGUGAUGGUUUUGUAUCGAGUCCUGCACCAAAAUUAAGCAGGACUCCUGGUAUAUCAAGUUCUACUAAUGAAACUCCUAAGUGUGGUCAACACACUAAGGAGAUUUUAGCAAGUUUAGGGUUUAACAAUGAAAGUAUAAAUGAACUUGAAAAAGAGGGUAUUAUUAAGUGUUUUAAGAUUUCAAGAUUGUAAUAAUAGGGAUUUUUAUAUAUUUUGAUAAUUAUAUAUACAAAAGUUAGAUAUAAUAUGGUAUUACUUUAUACGACACAUUUAUCAAUUUUUCAAAAAA